UCUCCCUUCCCCCGAAAGUAACAAAGUAACUGAUAGACAGACGGCUCCAAAAUGAUGGAGGAGAAACGCCUUGAAAGGCAGAAGCGCCUGUUGGCGAUGCGAAGUGCUGCCCCAUCGCUGCCCUCCACCCAGAGGCAGGAGUUCACCCUGCGGCUGGUGGAGCUCUACAAGGAGCGUCCCUGCCUGUGGAAGACCUCCUCGUCCGAGUACAAGGAUGUGGAGCUGAAGCAGAUCGCCUGGGAGGAGAUUGCCGGCCAGUUGGGCAGCCACCUCAGUGCCGAAUUCGUUCGCAGCCAAAUGCGCCGGAUGCGGUAUCACUUAAAUGUCUACAAAUUGCAAAUGCUCGAGUACCAGAUAACUCCCGGAGUGGAGAAGCCACCGGAAAAGCCCUUCUACAUCGACAGCUUCGCUUUUCUCGACUCAACGGCUGAUUUGGAGACACCAGAAUCGAAUCGGGAAACUGAAUCGGAAACUAGUUCCACCGCCGAGCGAUAUGCAAAAUUCUGGUCGAGCUUCAGACAGAAGUCCCUUGCCAAAUUUGAGGCGAACGAUGGAUCCUCGGAGGAUCAUCAUCGCUCUGAAACGAGCAUCUUUGGAAUGGUUAAGAAACGCAUGGCGGAGGCACAAAUGAAGCCACUCAACUUCACCAUGCCGCGUCUUUCGAUUUCGCAAAUACAAAAGGAUAUUAUUAGGAAUCGUGUGCUGGAGCGAAAGGCUUCUGCCACUUCGUUUGAGGUCCUUUCCGAGACGCCACCACUACUGAAGGCUCGUCCUGGCGACUCGGUGUCCAAAACCAAGUUGGAUCCAAAGCAACUAUCCAGGAAUCGUCGUGGUGAGCAGCCAACAACCUCCAAAAUGGCUCAACUUUCGCUGGGAGAAGUGCAAUCUGAGGAUGAGGAUCUGUAUAAUAUGCACUGGAAUGUGCGCAAGGAGCAGCGCUCCCUUCGUCCUGGACAGGAUUACCGACCGAAGUUGCCAACACGCCACCGAUCCUCCCGAACCAACGAACCAUCUCCAGAUAUUUUUUAGAAACCAUUCCCCAAGUCAUUGAAUUGUUUCCGUUGUUGUUUAAAGCAAGAAUAUCAAGUGCUACCUACCCAAGUUAUUAGAAGCAAAUUUUAGGUUUUGGCGAUAUUUCUUGCAGGUUGUGGACCCCUAAAUUGCUAAAAUAAAAUAUGCCUUAACUGGUUUCCUUAA
Molecule: messenger RNA, 1197 nt
Organism: Drosophila ficusphila
Lineage: Eukaryota; Metazoa; Arthropoda; Insecta; Diptera; Drosophilidae
Exons: 1
Coding region: 52-1029 (325 amino acids)
Source: RefSeq, a predicted model, not a curated record